Molecule: messenger RNA, 1541 nt
Organism: Marmota monax (woodchuck)
Lineage: Eukaryota; Metazoa; Chordata; Mammalia; Rodentia; Sciuridae
Product: protein-tyrosine sulfotransferase 1-like
Exons: 1
Biological process (GO): peptidyl-tyrosine sulfation
Cellular component (GO): Golgi apparatus
Molecular function (GO): protein-tyrosine sulfotransferase activity
Source: RefSeq, a predicted model, not a curated record
ACAGAUAUUAAUCAUCUUUCUGAAGUACAAUCUCCAUGGCCUGAACUUUUUUUGAAAAUCAUUUUGAGCAAAGCAUUUGUUUAAUAACAAGAUAACCACAUCAAGAUGGUUGGAAAACUGAAGCAGAAUUUACUAUUGGCGUGCCUGGUGAUCAGUUCUGUGACAGUAUUUUACUUGGGCCAGCAUGCCAUGGAAUGCCACCACUGAAUAGAGGAACGUAGCCAGCUAGCCAAAUUGGAGAGCACAAAAGCCACCGUGCGAACUAGCCUGGACUCUAAAGCCAAUAAAACCUUUGCCUAUCACAAAGAUAUGCCUUUGAUAUUCAUUGGCGGUGUGCCUCGGAGUGGGACCACACUCAUGAGGGCCAUGCUGGACGCACACCCUGACAUUGGCUGUGGAGAGGAGACCAGGGUCAUUCCUCGGAUCGUGGCCCUGAAGCAGAUGUGGUCGCGGUCCAGUAAAGAGAAAAUCCGCUUGGAUGAGGCUGGUGUCACUGAUGAAGUGCUGGACUCUGCCAUGCAAGCCUUCUUACUAGAAAUCAUCGUGAAGCAUGGGGAGCCAGCCCCGUACUUAUGUAACAAAGAUCCCUUUGCCCUGAAAUCCUUAACUUACCUUGCCAGAUUGUUCCCCAAUGCCAAAUUUCUCCUGAUGGUUCGAGAUGGCCCGGCAUCAGUGCAUUCAAUGAUUUCUCGGAAAGUUACUAUAGCUGGGUUUGACCUGAACAGCUACAGGGACUGUUUGGCCAAGUGGAAUCGUGCCAUAGAGACGAUGUACAACCAGUGCAUGGAGGUCGGUUACAAAAAGUGCAUGUUGGUCCACUACGAGCAGCUCGUCCUCCAUCCUGAGCAGUGGAUGAGGACCCUGUUGAAGUUUCUCCACGUCCCAUGGAACUACUCAGUGCUGCACCAUGAGGAGAUGAUCGGGAAGGCUGGGGGAGUGUCGCUGUCAAAAGUGGAGAGAUCUACAGACCAAGUCAUCAAGCCAGUCAAUGUGGGAGCUCUGUCAAAAUGGGUGGGGAAGAUCCCUCCAGAUGUCUUACAAGAUGUGGCAGCGAUUGCACCCAUGCUUGCCAAAUUGGGGUAUGACCCUUACGCCAACCCACCCAACUACAGGAAGCCGGACCCCUGGAUCCUCGAGAACACCAGAAGGGUCUACAAAGGAGAAUUCCAGCUACCUGACUUUCUGAAGGAAAAACCCCAGACGGAGCCUAUGGAGUAGCAGGGCCUGGAACCUCCUUCACACCUUGAGGUGAGGGUUGGGCUUCACUCCUGGGUUCUGGGGUGUCCCCCUGGGCUGUUGCAGAAGGCCACAUCACCAAGUGGAGAGCACAGCUUUGGAGUCAGGUGCCUGGGUUGGAAUCCUUCCUUGGUCACUUGUGUGGCAUUGAGCAAAUUACUUAACCUCACUGUGUCCUAGUUUUUUCAUCUGUAAAACAAAGGGCUGAAGAUACAGCUCAGUGGUAAGAGUGCUUGCCCAGCAUGCAUGAGGCCUUGGGUUCAAUCCCAGCACCACCAAAAAAACAAAGAGUGCCACCUGUAAGA